GUUUUAAGUUUUUUACUCUGUUUCUCCCACAAACCACACCACACCUUUGCGAAUCUCAAGUUCUCAACCUCCUUCCUCUCAUCGCCGUCUUAUAGCCGCCGGUCAUAUAUAAUAUAUUCGCCGCCGUAGGUCUUCUCUCCGUUGGCCAUUGUGGGUUGAAGAAGAAGAAGAAGAAGAAGAAGAGCAAUCACAGGCAAUUGUGUCUGAAGAGAGCGUUUAAGGUGAAGAGAGCUCCUAUUACUUGGAGUGAAGGUCUAAGGUGAGGGAAUUGUGUCCGAGUGAAAGCAAUGGCUUACGGUGGUCCGUCAAUGAAUCCACCGGCUAUGAUGACUGGCGCUGUUCCCGGGUCUGGUAAUCUGAAGCAAGUGAAAUUGGAGAGAGAAAGCGAGCUCAGGAUCGAAGUCUCUGAGGAGCCUCUCAGACUCCGCUUGGUCAACGGGACCGCUGAGAUUUUCGGCUCUGAACUGCCUCCUGAAAUCUGGCGUACGUUCCCUCCUCGCCUCAAAUUUGCGGUUUUCACGUGGUAUGGAGCGACAAUUGAGAUGGAUGGUGUCACGGAAACUGACUAUACAGCAGAUGAGACACCGAUGGUCAGCUACAUUAAUGUGCACGCAGUACUAGAUGCUAGGAGACGUUUUGCCAAAGCUUCCACAUCCAAUGAACCAGAAUCUUCUCAGGGACCUAGGGUUAUUGUAGUAGGGCCUGUCGAUUCUGGGAAGAGCACAUUGACAAAGAUGCUUCUUAGUUGGGCAGCUAAACAAGGAUGGAAACCUACAUUUGUUGACCUUGAUGUUGGCCAAGGGUCAAUUACAAUACCGGGAUCGAUUGCUGCUACCCCUAUUGAAAUGCCACUGGAUCCAGUUGAAGGGUUUACUCUUGAUAUGGCCCUCGUAUACUACUACGGCCACAUCACACCUAGUGUCAACAUUGAAUUGUACAAAACUCUGGUGAAAGAGCUUGCUCAAGUUCUGGAGAGACAGUUUGUUGGAAACCCUGAAUCUCGAGCUGCUGGAAUGGUGAUCAACACAAUGGGAUGGAUCGAAGGUCCGGGUUAUGAGCUGCUUCUACAUGCAAUAGACACAUUCAACGCCUCGGUUGUACUAGUAUUGGGUCAGGAAAAACUCUUCAGUAGGCUUAAAGACUUCCUUAGUAGAAGUAAGAGUAAUGUUGACGUCGUGAAACUUCACAAGUCUGGUGGAGUUGUAGCUAGGGCCAGAGAAUUCCGUCAAAGUUCUAGGACUUCUAGGAUUCAGGAGUAUUUUUACGGUCUAUCGAAAGAACUCUCUCCGUAUGCCAAUACAUCGAGUUUUAGUGAUCUGCAAGUGUUCCGAAUUGGUGGUGGACCACAAGCUCCAAUGUCAGCUCUGCCAAUAGGGUCUGACCGGGUUUCAAAUCCGUUGAGGGUGACGCCUAUAAAUAUUGAUAACCGGGAUCUGCUGCAUUCUGUUCUGGCUGUCUCAUACGCUGAAGAACCAGACCAGAUUGUCUCAAGCAAUGUUUCUGGGUUUGUGUAUGUGACGGAAGUUGAUAUACCGAGGAAGAAGAUAACGUAUUUAGCACCAUCGCCAGGGACAUUACCUAGCAAGUUCUUGAUCGCUGGAUCUUUGUCAUGGCUUGAGUCAACGAAAUGAUUUAGUUAGGGAAGAGAGAGAGAUGCAUGUUUUGUGCCUGGAGAAUGAUGCAGCAGCUCAAUUAUGUAACUUAAAAAUUACAAGUAGCCAGUCCGUUUUGUCCUAUACAAACCGCACAAGGUUUUCUUACAGUUCUGAGUUUAAAAGAUGAUUGCUGUGGAUUAGAUUUGUUUGUCUUUUUGUAAUUUGUUUCUUUUUUAAAAUGAUUGAAAUAAUGUUAUUAAUUCUCAACUGCGUUAGUUCUA
This is a messenger RNA of Camelina sativa (false flax), 1876 nucleotides long. RefSeq names its product protein CLP1 homolog. The record is from RefSeq and is a predicted model, not a curated record. Gene Ontology annotation, biological process: mRNA 3'-end processing; tRNA splicing, via endonucleolytic cleavage and ligation. Gene Ontology annotation, molecular function: polynucleotide 5'-hydroxyl-kinase activity. NCBI's taxonomy places the organism in Eukaryota, Viridiplantae, Streptophyta, Magnoliopsida, Brassicales, Brassicaceae. Gene Ontology annotation, cellular component: nucleus; mRNA cleavage factor complex.